UGCGCGCGGGGCCGGCAGGGGAGGCUCCCGCGCCCCCACCCGGCGCGUGCACCCUCGCGCCCCUCCCGCCCGGCACCGCGGGGCCAGAGGCGCCGCAGCCUGGGCCGGCCAAGCCUCGCCGCUCCGGCUCGCGCCCCGCCGGUCUGUCGCCGAGUCGGCGUUGCGGGCUGCCCGGCUCUGCUGGGGAGGCUGUCCUGUGCGCUGUGGGAUGUUUAGCUGCAGUAUCCCUGGCCUCUGCCCACUACAGAUUUCUAUGCUAUGCCUUGUAUGACAAAAGUCCUCUCACCAAGAAUACUUCUGCCUUGACACUUGUGGACAGUCAGACCAUAAAAACACUGCUAAGGAGUGCUAAAGUGGCAAUGAAACAGCCCAACAGAAAGAGGAAGCUUAGUAUGGAUUCCAAAGAGCAUUUGAAUCAGGAUGGAUGCUUGGAGCAAGCUGAGGAAGAUAAGAAGCCCAGAGAUGGUGCCACGCCAUUGAGUCACGUCCCUUCAAUGGCUACACAGGAAGCAUGGUCGUGGGAGCAGUACUUGACAGAACAGAAGGCUAUAGCUGCACCCGUUGAACUGUUUUCCAAGGACCAAUCCUUUCCGGAGCAUGAAAAUGGUUUUCAAGUUGGAAUGAGAUUAGAAGGCAUUGACCCCCGACAUCCAUCUGUAUUCUGUGUGCUUUCUGUAGCUGAGGUGUGUGGUUACCGCCUCAGACUUCACUUUGAUGGUUAUUUAAGCUGCUAUGAUUUUUGGACCAAUGCCGGUUCCCCUGACAUUCAUCCAGUAGGGUGGUGUGAGAAGACCAAACAUGAAUUGCACAUCCCUAAGGGUUAUAGAAAAGAUAAAUUUGUUUGGAUGGAUUACUUGAAGGCCUGCAAAUUGCAAAAUGCUCCCAAGAAAUUAUUCAGAAACAGAAGUUCUAAUGGGCCAAUGCCUAAAGAAUUUCAGGUUGGAAUGAAGCUGGAGGCCGUCGACAGGAAGAACCCUUCCUUGGUGUGUGUGGCAACCAUAGCAGAUAUUGUUGAAGAUCGCUUACUAGUGCAUUUUGACAAUUGGGAUGAUAGUUACGAUUACUGGUGUGAUGUAAAUAGCCCUUAUGUUCAGCCAGUUGGUUGGUGUCAGGAGAAUGGAAGAACUCUGAUAGCACCCCAAGGUUAUCCUGAUCCAGAAAAUUUUUCCUGGACAGAGUAUCUGGAAGCUACUCAAACGAAUGCCGUUCCUGCCAAAGUUUUUAAAAUGCGGACACCCCACGGUUUUCUGCCGAGCAUGAGACUUGAAGCAGUGGACAGAAGGAACCCCAGGCUCAUUCGCGUGGCUACAGUCAUCGAUGUGGAUGACCAGCGGGUAAAGGUUCAUUUCGAUGGCUGGGACCACAAAUAUGACUACUGGAUGGAUGCAGACAGCCCUGACAUUCACCCAAUUGGGUGGUGUGAUAUAACAGGGCAUCCUCUGGAAAUCCCAUAUCGAGCAAAUGAUGUGAAAAUCCUUCCAGGGCAAGCUGUUUGUCCUACUCCAGGGUGCCGAGGAAUAGGCCAUAUCCGUGGUCCACGGUAUUCAGGACAUCACAGUGCUUUUGGCUGCCCGUAUUCAGACAUGAACCUGAAAAAGGAGGCAACUCUUCAUGAUCGUCUGAGAGAACAAACACAGGCAAAUUUGGAACCCGACUCUUCGCAUUCGAAACCAAAGAACCUCUGCGGCUUGAACUUCAAUGGAAAACAUGAAAUGGUGAACAGUCAGCCCAGACUUGUACAGCAGGCAAAGUGUUUGAAAAUCAAAGGAAAAGAAGAUAUUGACUUGGAUAAUCUCUUCAGAGGAGGGGAUAGUGGAAAGAGCUUGACGAGACAAGAAGAGAUUUGUGUUCUAGUCCCAACCCUACAGACAAGCAGGCACCAAGCUCAGCUCACGGCUGAACGACUCCUGAUUCCAUCUCAGCCACAAAGGGAGGAGGAAUCUUUUCCGAAGAAAAUGGAAGGCGGUGAAGUUACUUUGGUUUCAUUGUGCAUCUACACUUUGCUCCCUAACCAGAAGCAUUUCUGGGUAAUAUCAUCAGAUCUGAACGUUGCCUUAAAUAAAAUAAAUGACUGAUAUUUUAGAAACUGCUCCAUACAAAUGUUCUAAUCCAUCUUACAGAGCCUCCAUUCUGUAAACAACAUGUGUUUUGGAGCCGUAUAAGGAGCCCUUAAAAAGUGUCAGUGUUUUAAUUCAUAUUUUGACACUUUUGAAAAUAUCUCCACAGAGUAAUUAUGUAUAUGUUCCUGUUAAAACAGAUACACAGUCAAUUUUGUAAUUCACAUAGUAAAAGUAGUAAUGAGGAUCAUCCUUAUAAAAAUAGAAAAUAUCACUAGUAAAAUGCAUUUGCAUAAUGUGAAAGAUGAAAUCUCUUCUAACUUGUUCACUGUGUACUUAUUCUUUCCUGCAUCACUUUUAAAAGGUUUAUAAUGCUGACCAGUUAUUUUACCAGCAAAAUGAGUUUACUGAGGAAUAGCAAGGAAUUGUAAUUAGGGACAAGCCAUCUCUGGUAAAAGCAUGGGCAAAUCCAGAGAACCAAAGAGAAGAACAUUGCUUUAUAGAGAAAAAAGAGGAAGUUGCUCUGAAUGAAAGUUGUCGCAGAGAAGGGAGAGUUCAGGGUGUGAUUGUGACAUUAAACAAUUAUUUACUAUUUUGCUUUUAUUUUUUGCAAGCCUAUAAAUCUGAGCAUAAAUUCUAAGUUCUUGCGCUUAUUGUUGUUCUGGGUAUAGAUAUGAAUAAACACCUUCUUAA
Messenger RNA from Lutra lutra (Eurasian river otter), 2750 nucleotides. It is a transcript of the gene L3MBTL4, whose product is annotated as L3MBTL histone methyl-lysine binding protein 4. Gene Ontology annotation, biological process: regulation of DNA-templated transcription. NCBI's taxonomy places the organism in Eukaryota, Metazoa, Chordata, Mammalia, Carnivora, Mustelidae. The record is from RefSeq and is a predicted model, not a curated record. The coding region runs from base 360 to 2075 and encodes 571 amino acids. Gene Ontology annotation, cellular component: nucleus. The transcript has 19 exons. Gene Ontology annotation, molecular function: zinc ion binding; protein binding.